Molecule: messenger RNA, 1068 nt
Organism: Cadophora gregata
Lineage: Eukaryota; Fungi; Ascomycota; Leotiomycetes; Helotiales; Ploettnerulaceae
Gene: GPB1
Product: guanine nucleotide-binding protein subunit beta 1
Exons: 5
Coding region: 1-1068 (355 amino acids)
Biological process (GO): G protein-coupled receptor signaling pathway
Cellular component (GO): heterotrimeric G-protein complex; cytoplasm
Molecular function (GO): signaling receptor complex adaptor activity; protein binding
Source: RefSeq, a predicted model, not a curated record
AUGUCGAACGAAGUGUCGCCCGAUCAGAUGCAGGCGCGCAUCCAGCAGGCCCGUCGCGAGGCAGAGAACCUGAAGGACAGAAUAAAGCGCAAGAAGGAUGAGCUGGCCGAUGGCACGCUCUCUGGCAUUGCCCGGAGUCAACAGGAAGCUUUACCGAAGAAUACAAUGAUGAAGACCCGAAAGACCUUGAAGGGACAUCUUGCGAAGAUCUACGCUAUGCAUUGGUCCACCGACAGGAGACAUUUGGUCUCGGCAUCACAAGACGGAAAGCUCAUCAUUUGGGAUGCGUAUACAACAAACAAAGUUCACGCUAUUCCUCUGCGCUCGUCUUGGGUCAUGACUUGCGCUUACGCCCCCAGCGGAAACUACGUUGCUUGCGGUGGUCUCGAUAAUAUCUGUUCAAUUUAUAACCUCAACUCAAAUCGGGACGGUCCAACCCGUGUUGCACGGGAACUUUCUGGUCACUCUGGAUAUCUUUCCUGCUGUCGGUUCAUCAACGACCGAAGUAUCCUCACCUCCUCCGGCGACAUGACAUGUAUGAAGUGGGAUGUAGAAACGGGAUCGAAGGUUACAGAGUUCGCGGACCAUCUUGGAGAUGUUAUGAGCAUCAGCAUCAAUCCAACGAACCAGAACACCUUCGUUUCCGGCGCCUGCGACGCAUUUGCGAAACUAUGGGAUAUUCGUGCUGGCAAGGCUGUCCAAACUUUCGCUGGACAUGAGUCGGAUAUCAAUGCCAUUCAAUUCUUCCCAGAUGGACACUCAUUUGUCACUGGUUCCGAUGAUGCAACCUGUAGAUUGUUCGACAUUCGGGCUGACAGAGAACUCAACCAAUAUGGAAGCGAAGCAAUUCUCUGCGGUAUCACCUCGGUUGCUACGUCAGUAUCUGGAAGACUUCUAUUUGCUGGUUAUGAUGAUUUCGAGUGCAAGGUCUGGGAUAUCACUCGCGGAGAGAAGGUUGGAUCGCUGGUCGGCCACGACAACCGGGUCAGUUGUUUGGGUGUUAGCAACGAUGGCAUGAGCUUGUGCACUGGAUCUUGGGACUCACUGCUCAAAAUCUGGGCUAUGUGA